This is a messenger RNA of Raphanus sativus (radish), 2842 nucleotides long. RefSeq names its product probable disease resistance protein RF45. NCBI's taxonomy places the organism in Eukaryota, Viridiplantae, Streptophyta, Magnoliopsida, Brassicales, Brassicaceae. The coding region runs from base 1 to 1824 and encodes 607 amino acids. The record is from RefSeq and is a predicted model, not a curated record. The transcript has 4 exons.
AUGAAUCAUAACUGUCACUUGGCUAAUUUGCAGAUGGUGAAAGAAGAAAUUGGUUUAGAUGCGUGGGAAUCUAUUAAAACAUCAUUUGUUGGAGUUAUUCUGAAGCUGAAAGAGCUGAAUUAUACCUGGUCAGCCAAGGCGGUUCACCAUUUACUUACAAACCAAUUGGUGGUUAAUAAUAUCCAUGAGAUAUGGAGUGCUAUAGAAGGUCAGGCAAUAAGGUUUUCGCUAUAUGAGUUUGGUGAUAUUACAAGUUUAAAUUGCGAGCCUUUCAACAUAAAUGAAGAGGUGGAGAUUGAUCAUAAACCAUUUUGGGAAAAGCUUGGUGUUUCUCCUUCACAUGGUCAUAUGCUUUCUGAGUUGCGGUUGUUGUUCACUAAAGUUAGGAAUUGGACGUUUGAGGAGAGAAGAAUGUUUGGUUUACUAUGUGUCUUGUCUGUUGGAGUACUUGGCAUCUCUCCAGGCAGUAGAAUUCCUUUGGAUCAAGCAAAGAGAGUCCUAGACAUAGAAGCAUUUGAUAGAUACCCUUGGGGGCGUGUGGGAUUUUCUAGCCUGAAAGGUGACUACGAUAUCGAAACAUGUCAGUUGCAUGACAUGAUGAGAGAAGUUUGUUUACGCAAAGCUGAAGAAGAGAAUUUCGUACAAACCAUUGACACAUCAACUGCAAAUUCGAAAUCUACUUUUUAUUCUCGCAGACUUGUUGUUGGACGUCAGCCUGCUUAUACAUUUGAUGUGGAUAAAGAGGUGAAGAAUCGAAGCCUUAGAACUCUCUUGUUUCUCGAGAGCAAAGGAGUGACAGCAACAAGUUUAUUGUUUACAAGUCAUAAGCUGAUGAGAGUGUUAGAUCUCUCUUAUAUGUGCUUUCAAUGGGGGAAGGUACCCACAAGCAUCGGGAAGCUCAUCCACUUGAGAUAUUUGAGUUUGAGAGAUGCACGUGUAAUUCAACUUCCUUUUUCUAUGCGGAAUCUGAAGAAGUUGCUCUAUUUAAACCUAGAUAUAUCAUUAGGUGGAGUUUACAUUCCCAAUAUCUUUAAUGAGAUGCGAGAAUUGAUAUUCUUGUCUUUUCCCAAGGGAUUACAUGAUGAGACAAAUUUGGAAUUGGGAAAUCUGGUCAAGCUGGAGACGUUGAAGAAUUUCAACACAAAACAUGGGAGAGUGACGGAUCUAGAGGGUAAGACACGGCUCAGAUCCCUCUCUUUCAAUAUUACAGACAAGGGCUAUACCAUUAAGACUCUAUCUUCAUCUCUACGUGAAAUGAGAUGCUUGGAGAGUCUUACUAUAUAUCAUUACAAGUUGUAUACUCGCACGAAUGAUGAUGAUGAAGAAGGAUUUGUUUGGGAUUUUGUUAAUCUCAAACAGCUGUGGUUGGAGAAGAUAUAUAUGCCAAGGUUACCUGAUGCGCAACAUUUUCCUUCUCAACUCUUAACUAUAUUUCUAAGUGAUUGUUAUUUGGAGAAGGAUCCAAUGACGAUUCUAGAGAAAUUGCUUCAUUUGAAAGAGAUUAGUUUACAUUUUCGAUCUUUCAGUGGGAAAAGAAUGGUUUGCUCGAGGGAUGGGUUUCCUCAAUUGCAUAAGCUAGAAUUUAUUGGAUUGGAGGAGUGGGAAGAGUGGAUAGUAGAAGAAGGCUCCAUGCCCCUUCUUCAUAAUCUCAAAAUUGGCUAUUGUCCAAAGUUAAAGGAGCUUCCUGAUGGACUGCGAUUCAUCACUUCUUUGAAGAGUCUGAUCCUUUUUGAAAUGGCAAAUGAACAGAAGAAAAGACUGUCGAAAGGAGGAGAAGAUUAUUACAAAGUCCAACACAUUCCUUCUGUUAUAUUCUAUGAUUGAUCUCGGCAACAGUGAGUCAGACAACAGCUCAAGGAGACGAGACUCUCAGCAAUUACGGGCUAUCAGUGGCAAACAGAGUAUAUUUUACAAGUGAAACAUACUGGCACACUGACGCGGUGAAGCUGUUCGACGGAAGUGUCUAACUGAGACACUUGAUCUCCUGCACUGCUUUAAGUUUGCCUAUUAUUAGUAUUCUCUUUACAUUUUCUUGUAUUUGUUCUUCUUAAAGAUUUUAACAACAUAUCGAUUUUUUUUUUUUUUUGAGAUUUUUCAUUUUGUUUUUGUAACUCGAAAAUUUACAUGCCUUUGUACAAAGAUUUAUGGAUUGAUUUCCACAGAAUAGUUGUUUUUUUUUCAGUAAAUAUUAUUUGGAUUAUGAACUCAUGAAUCCUCCUCUCCUCUGGUGUUUGAGCAACAGAUAUAUGGCUGAGACACUGUUUUGUCUGUAGCCGAGAAACUACGUGACCUUCUUGCCAAUGGGUGUAGUAUGUAUAAAACUAUCUUCAUCUCUCAGUAAAAAAAAAUCCCACAGUUGGAGAAUCUUACUGUAUAUGAUCGAGUCUUGUUGCUUAUUAGCUUCAGAGGAAGAGAGUCCAAAAAAUUCCUCCAGUAUAGCUGCUGACCCUUUGCUGUCUUCCUUCAUUUCUCCAAUGGCGGAUGGACUUUUCAUUUCAGAGACGAGUUCUGCCAAAAAGACAUCAAACCAGAGUUUGCCUGAACGGAGUGUUGAGAAGAAGUCGCUUUCAGCAGAGGAUCACAGAGAAAAGUUGAAACAGAGCGAGUUCGUUCAAGGGGUUUUCUGCUCAAUGAUUCUUGAUGAUGAUUUAUAAAGGAGAGAAAAAAAUAACUUUGUCUACAAGUAUUAUUAGAUCAUUCAACUGUUGGAACAAAUUUAAUGGAGUUGUUGUUUGUUUUCAACAAGUGAUAUGGUGGGAUAACCAAGAAUAAUGUUAGAGAAGCUUUGUAUUGAAGAGUCAAAAGAGAUACAUGAAUAAUGAGUAUUAUUUAUCUUAUUGAA